This is a messenger RNA of Encephalitozoon intestinalis ATCC 50506, 621 nucleotides long. RefSeq names its product 20S proteasome subunit. The transcript has a single exon. The coding region runs from base 1 to 621 and encodes 206 amino acids. The record is from RefSeq and is a predicted model, not a curated record. NCBI's taxonomy places the organism in Eukaryota, Fungi, Microsporidia, Unikaryonidae. Gene Ontology annotation, biological process: proteasome-mediated ubiquitin-dependent protein catabolic process. Gene Ontology annotation, cellular component: proteasome core complex; proteasome core complex, beta-subunit complex.
AUGUCUGCUGAUAUAGAAACAUUCUAUGGUGGAUCAAUUCUGGCCAUUGCAAGUGACGAGGCUGUCGCUAUAAUGAACGACAAACGUCUUGGAAUGAGCUCUAUAACAGUUUCCAAGGACUUUACUCGGAUCCACAAAAUAGGCCCAAGGUUAUAUGUGGGACUUCCCGUAUUUGUCCCAGACACACAGGUUCUUCUCAGAAGCAUAAGAAAGAAUUACAACUUAUUCAAAUUGGAGGAGCAAAGAGAGAUGGAGCCUGAAGAGCUUACAAGUAUGAUUUCAUUUCUUUUGUAUUCAAAAAGAGAAGCACCAUACAUCACCUCUCCAAUAGUUGCAGGGCUGAGAAGCGAUGGUAAGCCGUACAUCUCGGGGAUGGAUAGUAUCGGAUCUAUAACAUCUCCUCGAGACUUUGUAGCAGCCGGAACUUCUGAAGAGAAUCUUAUGGGAAUUUGUGAGGCUCUCUACAGGCCGGGUAUGGACGAGGAAAACCUGUUUGUAACAUGUACUCAGGCAUUCCUCAAUUCAAUUGACAGAGACGCUCUGUCGGGAUGGGGUGCAGAUUGUUAUAUCAUAAGCAGGAACAAGGUUACUAAGAGACCGAUUAAAGGAAGAUGUGAUUAG